Messenger RNA from Ostreobium quekettii, 1680 nucleotides. Lineage: Eukaryota; Viridiplantae; Chlorophyta; Ulvophyceae; Bryopsidales; Ostreobiaceae. The record is from the annotation of a GenBank genome assembly.
AUGCGCGUCCUCAAUAAGAAGCCCGCCUCCGCCUCCGCCUCCGCGACCGCCGUGGCCAAGGACGGCGCCAAGGCCAGCGCUGACGCCGCCGCUGCGGCCUCCAACGGCGGGGUCGCCGACGCCGACUCCACGGCCUACGCCGUGGGAGAUGGCGCCGAAGCGGAUUCUUCAGCGGGCGCCUACGCCGACGACUGGGGGUACGCCGAUGCGGACAGCAAGGCAGUGGCCUUGGGAGAUGGCGCAUAUGCCGACUCGGAUGCCGGUGCCUAUGCUGAUGGCGAGGUGACCGCAGUCGCCGACUCGAAGGCAGUGGCCUAUGGCGACGACGCGACGGCAUACUCCGACGCCACCGCCAAGGGGGAUGCCAAGUCGACGGCCUAUGCUGUUGCGUACGGGGAGGACAACGGAGACGACGGGCACCACUACGGGUACUACCCGUAUCCGUACUACCACUACUAUCCCACUGCCGGUGAUGAUAGCAACGACGCCGGCUACGAUCCGUACUACUAUUAUUACCACGGCUACCAUGGGUACAAGGCCGUGGACCCCGAGAUCAAGUACCCGUAUUAUGGUCACUACGUGGUCGUGGAGGAGGAAGCCGAGGAGGAGGAGCUCACUCCCGUCAAGUACGUCGAUCCCACCAUCCUUGCCUACUACGCCCAGAAGGUGUAUGACUAUGGGUGCUACGAGGGCAAGUAUUACCGGUGCACGUACGACGAGUCAUGCGGAGCGUGCCCCUACGGCUACUUCUGCGGAGAGAAAACCGAGGAGGUUUGCGAGGAGGUCGAGGUGUGGGCCAAGAAGUGUGACCCCAAACCUGUCAAGCGGUGCGUGCCGGACCUGUCCGCCUGUGGCACCGGCUUCUGCAAGUACAACGAGAAGUGCGCGGCGGACUACUAUUGGUGCGGUGCCAAGUGGUGCACACCCAAGUACUCGUGCGUGGCCGUGAAGACACCCAAGAAGUGCGUGUGGGAGCUCAAGGAAGGCAAGAAGGUGCAGACAUGCACGGACUACGCCCCCGAGGCGUGCGUCGCCGGCCAGGCGCCAUGCGCGAUCGGCUACAAGUGCACCGAGGACCCAUGCCAGAUGGUCAAGUCGAUCGUCAAGAAGUGCGCUCCCAAGACCGUGCCGGUCUGCGUUGCUUACGACGUCCCCAUCUACAAGACGCUGUACAAGGAGUGCGGCCCCGGCUACUGCCACCCGGGCUACAAGUGCGAGUCCUUCGACCACGACUCGUGCGCGGUGAAGGUUGUCGCCGCCCCCGUGUACCACGGCUACGACGACCCCGUGGCCUACGACCCUGUGUACUACGACCCCGUCGACGACUCCCCCGUCAAGUACGACGACGGAUACGUGGAGGACAGCCUGCCGUACGUUCCGCACUACUACGGCGACGACGACAAGGACAGCGCCACCGUGACCGCCACUGCAGUCUCCAAGAGCACCCCCCAUGGGGCCGUGUCUUACAGCAACGUGGACGCGUAUGCCACGGGUGAUGGUGUUGCCAGCGGCUGGGCGGGCGCCGAGGCGAGCAACGGCUACGGUGACAGUGCUCACUCUGGGUCCGACGCCACAGCCAGCAAGGACAAGAGCACCGCCGAGACCACCACCAGCACCACCGGGUACGGCGUGGCCUUGGGCGAGGCGACGGGCACCUAUGAAGACGGGGACGACAAAUAG